AUGAGCUGUGUAGCACGAAGAACCGACGAGCUCAAGAUCUCCAUCGAGAUCGACAAGGAGCUCAGACACGAGGAGCGCCGCUUGAAGCGCGACAUCCAGAUCCUGCUGCUCGGCGCAGGCGAGUGCGGCAAGUCGACCAUCUUUAAGCAACUAAAGAUCCUGCAGGACAAUGGCAAGUGGACGGAGCGCGAGCUGCUCGAGUUCCGCAACAGCAUCUAUGUAAAUAUCACCUCUCAAUUGCUCGUCCUCGUCAUGGCCUGUGAGAAGUUCAAUAUACCUCUGUUGCCCCAGAAUCAAGAUAUACCAGAGAGGAUUAAGAAUCGUCAACAUCUCACAGAGGAUUGGACUGCUGAAGUGGCAGACGAUGCCACCAGACUCUGGUCCGAUCCAGCUAUUAGAUCAGUUUACGAUCGUAGAGAUAAGGAUUUCCAAUUGAACGAUUCAGCUAGAUAUUUCUUUGAUAACUUAGCAAGGAUAGCAGAUUCAAAGUAUUUGCCGACGCCACAGGAUGCCCUUCGAUCAAGAGUGAUGACAAAGGGUAUUGUAGAGGCUGAUGUUGUGUUUGAUGGCAUUUCGAUGAAGAUCAUUGAUGUUGGAGGACAGCGUUCACAACGACGCAAGUGGAUUCACUGUUUCGAUGGCGUGUCAGCGGUGAUCUUUGUCGCAGCACUGAGCGAGUACGAUCAGAUGUGUCGCGAGGUUGCCGUCAACCGUCUCGACGAGUCAAUCAACCUCUUCUCAGAGAUUAGCAACAGCCAGUGGUUCGUAACCACUCCAAUGAUCCUCUUCCUCAACAAGAAAGAUCUACUCAUCGAGAAGUUACAAAGAGUGCCAUUCAAUACUUAUGAUUCACAUUAUACAGGCGACAACUCAUUCUCUGAUGUAUCAACAUAUAUAAAGAAAAAGUUCCUGGCCACAAUGAAGAACUCCCAGAAGGAUAUAUACACUCACAUGACAAUCGCCAUCGACACUCAGAACAUCGACUUUGUAUUUAAGGCCGUGAAGGAGAUCCUCUUGAAACAGACUUUCAAAGAGUUUUAA
Messenger RNA from Acytostelium subglobosum LB1, 1041 nucleotides. RefSeq lists its product as hypothetical. The record is from RefSeq and is a predicted model, not a curated record. Gene Ontology annotation, cellular component: heterotrimeric G-protein complex. Gene Ontology annotation, biological process: adenylate cyclase-modulating G protein-coupled receptor signaling pathway. The coding region runs from base 1 to 1041 and encodes 346 amino acids. NCBI's taxonomy places the organism in Eukaryota, Evosea, Eumycetozoa, Acytosteliales, Acytosteliaceae. Gene Ontology annotation, molecular function: G protein-coupled receptor binding; GTPase activity; guanyl nucleotide binding. The transcript has 3 exons.